CACUAACUAGGGUUACAGUAGGCCCGGGGGACCUGGGAACCAUGCAUUUCCUAUUCAGACUAGCGGUUUUCCUCAGCCUGUGGAGCUGCUCUAACGCUCAAGAACAAACGAAAGAAGAAAGCCCAGAGGAAGUGAAAAUAGAAGUUUUGCAUCGUCCAGAAAACUGCUCCAAAACAAGCAGGAAAGGAGACUUGCUAAAUGCCCAUUACGACGGCUACUUGGCUAAAGAUGGCUCCAAAUUCUACUGCAGCCGGACACAAGAUGAAGGCCACCCCAAAUGGUUUGUUCUUGGCGUUGGGCAUGUCAUAAAAGGGCUGGACAUUGCUAUGAUGGACAUGUGCCCUGGAGAGAAGAGAAAGGUGAUUAUACCCCCUUCAUUUGCAUAUGGAAAAGAAGGCUAUGAAGGCAAGAUUCCACCUAAUGCAACACUGAUGUUUGAGAUUGAACUGUACGCUGUGACCAAAGGACCACGGAGCAUUGAAACAUUUAAGGAAAUAGACACAGACAAUGACAGGCAGCUGUCUAAAGCCGAGAUAGAGCUUUACUUACAGAAGGACUUUGAAAAAGAUGCAAAGCCCCGUGACAAGUCAUAUCAGAAUGCAGUUUUGGAAGAUAUCUUUAAGAAAAAUGACCACAAUAGAGAUGGCUUCAUUUCUCCCAAGGAAUACAAUGUACACCAACAUGAUGAGCUAUAAAUUUAUUUCACUUCUUUAUUAGUUAGUAAUUUACUGUAUUUUGAUUUUUUUAAAAAAAUUACUUUUCUCCAGGUUGUGGUUA
Molecule: messenger RNA, 777 nt
Organism: Phodopus roborovskii (desert hamster)
Lineage: Eukaryota; Metazoa; Chordata; Mammalia; Rodentia; Cricetidae
Gene: Fkbp7
Product: FKBP prolyl isomerase 7
Exons: 4
Coding region: 42-695 (217 amino acids)
Molecular function (GO): calcium ion binding; peptidyl-prolyl cis-trans isomerase activity
Source: RefSeq, a predicted model, not a curated record